AUGGGGCGGCCGGCCGGCAGCCUGGCCCCGCUCCGGCUGCUGCUGCUGCUGGCGCUGGGGCACGCCUGGACCUACCGGGAGGAGCCACAGGACGGCGACAGGGAGGUUUGUUCCGAGAACAAAAUCGCCACCACCCGGUACCCCUGCCUGAAGCCCACGGGCGAGCUGACCACCUGCUUCAGGAAAAAGUGCUGUAAAGGUUAUAAGUUUGUUCUUGGACAGUGCAUCCCUGAAGACUAUGAUGUCUGUGCUGAAGCUCCUUGUGAACAGCAGUGCACAGAUAACUUUGGACGAGUCUUGUGCACUUGCUACCCUGGGUACCGCUAUGAUCGGGAGAGGCAUAGGAACAGGGAGAAGCCUUAUUGCCUGGAUAUCGACGAGUGUGCCACGAGCAACGGGACGCUGUGUUCUCAGAUCUGUGUCAACACCAUGGGCAGCUACAGGUGCGAGUGUCAUGAAGGCUACAUCCGGGAGGAGGACGGCAAGACGUGCACCAAAGGAGAUAAAGCUGGACUUCCUGAGAAAUCUGAAAAUGUGGCAAAAUCGGGGACAUGCUGUGCUUCUUGUAAGGAAUUUCAUCAAAUAAAGCAGACGGUUUUACAACUGAAGCAAAAGGUUGCUUUGCUGCCAAAUAAUGCUGCCGAUCUUAGCAAGCAAAUCACUGGUGAAAAAGUGCUUGCAUCUAAUGCAUACAUCCCUGGCCCUCCAGGUCAGCCUGGCCAACAAGGCCCUCCAGGGGCUCCAGGACCAAAAGGGAGUCAAGGAGUUCCUGGGUCACCUGGACCUCCCGGACAGCCAGGCCCUCGUGGAUCAAUGGGACCUAUGGGCCCAUCUCCAGACAUAUCACAUAUUAAGCAGGGCAGGCGGGGCCCCGUGGGCCCUCCAGGAGCCCCAGGGAGAGAUGGUAGCAAGGGCGAGAGAGGCGCACCAGGACCAAAGGGGAUACCUGGCCCACCAGGUUCAUUUGAUUUCCUAUUGCUGAUGAUGGCAGACAUCAGAAAUGACAUCGCUGAGCUGCAAGAGAGAGUGUUUGGACACAGGACUCAUUCAUCAACAGAGGAGUUUCCGUUACCUCAGGAAUUUACAAACUAUCAUGACACAGUAGAUUUUGGAUCUGGGGAAGACUACAAACCACGGGCAGCACCCAGAGACUCCAGGAUACAGAAGGCAGCCCAUCCUUAGCUUCACCUACUGAAAAAUAGAGCCCCUUUAGAGUUCUUCAAUAUAAAAAUGCACUGACAAUGUAAUAUAUAUAUAAAAUUUCCCAGGUUUUUGUUUUGUUUUGGUUUUGAUUGUGGGUUUUUUUGUUGUUUUUUUUUUUGCUUUUCCUCAACCAUGCUGCCUGUACUGUAGCUUUCCUUGUUUAUGGUAGCCUCCUUGCAGCAUUUCCAUACCAUCCAACCUGCACUGUGUGCUGUACCUAGACUAUCAAGAAAACCUUCUUAAUGUUUAAUACAAUUAAGGCACGCUCUGGCUAAUGGUGCAGACCACAGCACUUCAUCUGCCUACUUUGUACCUAAGUCCAAAUGACCCAGCACUCAAAUUUUGCCGGGGGCAGAGUGGGAGCUGAACAUCCUCCCUGAAUGAUGUCAGUAAUUAAAACCUUGGUCCACAGUUACUUUAUACAUGUAAAUACAUUAUACCACUGAACUCAAGCCUCCAGCUUAGGAAAGCAUGGGAAGUGGAACCCCAUUUCACAGCAGAUGCCAGCUAUAAGUGAAGUUUUCUUCUUCUAUUAUGCUCCACCAUGGCAGGACAAAGCAAGAAAAUAUGGUCAAGCAUGAUACAAGGGUGCUGCUUCUUGAUUUGGAAAUCAUUUGGCUUUGUGUUGCCAGAGUAUAUUAUUCAGAGAGAGUCAGAAAGAUGUGCUUGACCUCAAUUAACACUACUUUUCCCUUAUCAUUCUCCUAUUGCUCAGUGUGCAGGCCAGCUCCCUUCCUCAACAGAUUCAUGCUGGAUUCAGUACACAAAGAUGAGCAAGAGAACAGGGAAUGUAUAAAGCAUGAAAACCAAGCCUAAGUGACUCAAGUAGGCUCAGGGGAAAGCACAAAAUCAAUCCCGGCCUUGAAGAAAAAGUUGGUUUCUGACCUCCAGUGGUGAAAUGCUGAAGUCCAAGUGAAAUGGAGAUUAGAGAGAGGCCUCGUGUUUGCAAAGGGAUUCUGUCUGUUUGGUUCCUCUGCUGCAUGAGGGCAACUUAAAAUGGCACUGGAUGGAGCUGGAACACGAAGGUGCAGUGUAUUUGUCUGGGUAUCUGAGGAGUACAAGUAGGUGCAGGAGCGCACAUGGCAAAAGGUGCCAACUGGUACGAGGAUGGCUAAGGUGAGGUACUGCACAUGGGGAUCCUGUAUUUGUGAAGGGGGAUGAAAAGGAGUGCCCUUCUUUAACACUGGAAAAUUCGAUGGACAAGUUAGACCAUAUCUUGUGGAUGAUGGAUGUUACCACUUCUUUUGGAUCACCACAGCUGCUGAGGACUUUGCCACGCUCAGAAGAUAAAGGACUAUAUUAAGCACAAAACUUCAAUGUUGUAUCUGUGUAGCUGCUACUUCCACAGUAUGUUCAGUGCUGGGUCAUGUCCAUGUUACAAAUGCAAAGAAAAACUUCUUAUUUUGCCCAGUUUUUCAGGGCUUGCAUGUUCUAAUAGAAUAAAUACAGGUAAAAAAUAUAAGCCAGCCCUUUUCUGAUAAGCCUAAAAAGGCUUGGAUUCCCUUCCAUAUUCUCUGGGCCAAAAGAUAGUCGGUGUAAUCCUCACACCAGUGGUACAGUUUGUAUGAACAGCUGGCUGCCUAGACCUUCAUUUUGUGUAUUAUCUUAGGGGGAUGUGUUAAUUCCUGUAAUUGUUUCCCACCUCUUUGCUAUCAUUAUGCCACAAGCAAGGGCAUUAGCUUUGAGAACAUUAACGUUCUGCACUCCUCCUCUUCACAUUAUAUGCAUAUCGAUAUUUACAAAUCAAGGGGAUAUCUUAGAAUGAAAUUAUUGUGCUUGCACCCUGUCAGCUUUGAGCUUCUCCUCUAGGAGGAGCUCUGCCAGAAGCUGCUGAUCCAAGUAGUCUCGUGAAGUAGGUAGCAGGAAAAUCAAUGAAAUUUGGGGAAGGAACCUGUGGCCAAAAGAGAUAAUCUGAUAUGCAGCAGGCUGAAAGAAACCUCGAAGAAAGCAUGAACUGAGGCAUGUAAUGUCUUGUUUUAUUAAUUUUAAGCACUCAAGUAGGUAUAAAUAAGACAAUUCAAAAAUACACGUUAAAGUAAAUUUGUUAAAUGGCAAAUGUUGUAACGCUUGCAAAUUAUGUAACUCUUGGAUAAGUUUACUACCACACCCCAUCCAUCACCUGCUGGAACAGGUUGAUUUCCACUGCAGAAUUAGUAGCUGCAGGUUUUUUUGACCUUUUGAUCAGAUACUGAAUAAUGAGUUAGAUGAGUGACUUCCUACAUAUCAACUCAAUUCUAUUGCCCCUUGCCCACAAGAAGAUGUGUGGGGGGGGGAAAGGCACUUAUUCUAGUUCUAAUCUCUGCUUUUCCAAAUAUAGACAAAUACCAAACAAGAAGUUCCUGCAGUUUGGCCAUCAAAUUCAGGGGCAAGUGACAAUUUUCCCUGCUGUGCUGAAGUAUCCAGGGGAGUGAAAUUCUGAAAGCAGGCCAGAAAAGGAGAUAAAAUAGAUGCCUCACUGUCAGUAGAGAAAACUGUCCCAGACUUAUGACCAUUAAAUGUGGCACAUGCUUAUGUGCUUUUCUGAAUGAAAACCUCAGUAACUUCCCUUUCUGGAGUUGGUUUUCACAGCCUAGAGCAGGGUUUGCAACAGAUAUGCUUAAGGAAAAUGCUCCUUGGGUUUGCCCUUGUGCUUCACCCUCCUCUUUCCAGACUCCCUGCCCCAAAUCUGUUGGCUGAGUCCCGGCAACACGGAGGGGAUGCUAUGGUAAAGGCAAGUCCUGGAAUUCCUCCAGCAGGGACAGCCCCUCUGAGCACAGCUGGCUGGGAAGGUUCAGCCUUCGUUCUGCAUCUGGCUAAGAUCUUUGCAUAGACCUUUCUCCCUUUAUUUCUGAUUAACUGUAUGAUAACUUUUAUAAGACAUUGUAUCUGAAACACUUCAUUAAGAUUUCUGGAUAAAUACACACACCCAUAUAGAAAAGUGAUGUUUUCUUCAGGAUAGCCAAAGUUUUAUAAAGCCAGAAUAAUUUCCAAUUUAAAGUUUGGUUACUGGGAAGCCAGGAAAGUCAUUACCUUCUAAAUUAUUUAUUCUGAUGUGGCCCCCCAAAAUAACAUCACCUUCCCCCCGACAGGAAUCCAAAAUAAGUUAGUAGUAAAAUCUACAUUCAUGUUUAGUUUCAAUACGAGGGUCAUGCACAUGAAAACUUUACUUCGUAUAAAUACUAUGUAUAAUUCUAUUAGAAAGAAAUAUUAUUUUGAUGUUAAGACAUCAAGUUAUAAGCAAAAGGAUAAUGAAGAGUUUGUUAUUUUAUUAAUUUUAGAGAUCUAUUUAAUGGAAACGUUUGCAAGAGUGUGCAGUGAUGGGAAAAUGCUGGUUGUUAAUGGGCUUAACAAAGUCAUAAAGCUUGGAGAAUUUUUUCUUUCAACACUGUGCCAAGUACAUGCAGGAUUAGUCUUUUUUUGCAAAGCUGGGAUACUGACACAGAACAAUUCCUACGUAAGUCAGGCUAAACCAGGAAGAGGAGAUGAAAAUUGAUUGUAAACUGAGCUAAGGUAAUGCCUGGAGUUAUUGUUGCCAUCUCAGCUUGAGCCUUCUUCCUUGAAGUGUUUCGUAAUACACGAAGCCCCAGAGAGGCAACAAAAGCCGGGACUGAGGCCCAAGAACUUGUUAGUUUCACAUGAAAAUCUGUAUGUUUCUCCCUAUUACACAUUCCAGUAACUACGCUGUUCACUUUAUUUAUAUACGAAAUACUAAAAUGUGCAUAAAAUGAUUGUGAUUUCAUGACGUCUUCAUAAUAACAAAGAUAUUUUUUCUUAA
Molecule: messenger RNA, 4957 nt
Organism: Apus apus (common swift)
Lineage: Eukaryota; Metazoa; Chordata; Aves; Apodiformes; Apodidae
Gene: CCBE1
Product: collagen and calcium binding EGF domains 1
Exons: 11
Coding region: 1-1182 (393 amino acids)
Molecular function (GO): calcium ion binding
Source: RefSeq, a predicted model, not a curated record